Penicillium canescens is the source of this 894-nucleotide messenger RNA. Its product is annotated as metallophosphatase domain-containing protein. The transcript has a single exon. Bases 1 to 894 code for a protein of 297 amino acids. NCBI's taxonomy places the organism in Eukaryota, Fungi, Ascomycota, Eurotiomycetes, Eurotiales, Aspergillaceae. The record is from RefSeq and is a predicted model, not a curated record. Gene Ontology annotation, molecular function: hydrolase activity.
AUGUCCAGUCUUCACGAACUCGUUCAUCGACAGCGACCAGGACCAUGGCAAAAAUUCCGGGCCCAGCCUUACGUCUUUCUCGCACGAAUGCUUUACAGUUGGCAUGAACCUCUUCCAGCCAUGCCUCUCACAAGUUCUGUUGCAAUUGUCUGUAUCUCCGAUACUCAUAACACCCAAACCGGCGUUCCAGAUGGAGAUAUCCUUAUACAUGCUGGUGAUCUCACACAAUCUGGGUCUUUCCAGGAACUCCAGGACGCGCUCGACUGGCUACGCGCCCUGCCUCAUCCUAUCAAAAUCGUGAUUGCUGGCAAUCAUGAGCUAUUACUUGAUUCAGCAUGGGAUGAUUCAUUAGGUCGAGCAGCCUCUGAGCGAACUCAGCUCGACUGGGGCGAUAUUAUCUACCUGGAAAAUGAUGAAGUAACAAUUUCCUGCCCGAAUGGUCGUCAACUUAGGGUCUACGGGAGUCCUUACUCUACCCAGCACGGCAAUUGGGCCUUUCAAUACCCUCGAAAUCAGGAUGUAUGGGCUGGCUUAGUACCAGAUGGAAUUGACGUGCUUAUUACUCAUGGUCCGCCACUUGCUCAUCUUGAUCUACUCAUGGGUUGUCCUCAUCUUCUACUGACGCUAUGGAGAGUUCGACCCAGGCUGCAUGUCUUUGGUCAUGUGCAUGAGGGUUCAGGAACCGACUUAAUGUUGUUUAAUGGACUCCAGGAGGCGUACGAGCGCACUGUCGCUGCUAGAGGGGGCUUUAGAAAUCUUUUGCUUACGGCGUGGGAAUUAGCAACGGCAUGUCUCCGUCCGGCCGUGGAAGCAAAAUGUUUACUCGUAAAUCCAUCCAUCGUUGGGGGCUUGCGGGACAAUGAACGGAGGCAACCCGUCAAAGUCUUUAUUUGA